Messenger RNA from Plasmodium reichenowi, 351 nucleotides. RefSeq names its product membrane magnesium transporter, putative. Bases 1 to 351 code for a protein of 116 amino acids. The record is from RefSeq and is a predicted model, not a curated record. Lineage: Eukaryota; Apicomplexa; Aconoidasida; Haemosporida; Plasmodiidae. The transcript has 4 exons.
AUGAUUAACAACGUAUCAGUUGCCAUAACCCUUGUUGGUUUAUUAGCACUUUUUAAAAGUGGUUAUACUGUAUACUCACAUUUGAGUUCAUUCAAACUUCAAGAUGAUAACAUUGAUAACUUUUCUAUACCGCACAUGUUAAUUGCGCAAAUUAUAUUCUGUACUUUAAUAACCUUUUUUGGAGGAAGCAAAUUAUUUUUAAAUUUAAAAAACAUUAAAGGCGAUUCGAUGGAAAAUUUUAACAACACCGACUGGGAUAAGUGUCAUACCAGAAGAAAUUUUGGAUCUUGCUUUAACAGGAAGCAAUACAUUAAAAACUUCAUAAAAGAUUUUGUAGGAAGUCCAAUAUAA